AUGAAUCAGUUCAUGCAGAUGACUAUGACCAAUCAGAAGAACACAGAAGCUUCUAUUAAAAAUUUGGAGAUCCAAAUGGGCCAAAUGGCUAAGCAGAUGGCAGAGAAUCAGAAAGGGAAGUUCCAUGCCAAUACAGAAGACAAUCCCAGGGAGCAUUGUAAUGCAAUAUUCACAAGAAGUGGGAGAGUAGUUGGUGGAGAGGUUGGUGAUGAGAUUGAUGUGGAUGAAGAGAAAAAUGAGAGCCAUGAUCCAAAAGAGAGUGAAAAAGAGGAAGAAGUUGAAAAAGAAGAAGAAAAGAAUAAAAGAGAGGUUGUAGAUAGAGAAGUAAAGAAAAAGAGUGAAAAAAAUGAGAAAAAGAAUGAGAGUGAGGAAAUUAGGUGGAGUCCGCCUAUCCAACGCUUGCCAUAUCCUCCUAAUUCCAAGAAGAUUGAUCAUGAGAGGCAAAGGAGGAGGUUUAUUGACAUUUUCAAGCAUUUGAACAUCACCAUGCCAUUUUCUGAAGCAUUGGAGCAAAUUCCGUCAUAUGGCAAGUACAUGAAAGAGCUUUUGAACAAAAAGGACAAGUUGAAAGCACUGCAUGAAGAUGAGGUGAUCCAGCUCAAUGGACGUUGUAGUGCAAUUCUACAACGCUUACCACCUCCAAAGCAUAGAAGUUCCAAGAGUCUUGUCUUGCCGGUUAAACUUGAAAACAAUCAAUCCUGUAAUGCACUGAUAGACUCUGGGGCUACUAUCAAUUUAAUGCCUCUUUCCUUGUUGAAAAGGUUGGGAGAUGUGGAAGUAGAGCCUACAGGGAUGACGCUGCAACUAGCUGAUAAAUCAGUCAAAUUACCUCAAGGAAUUGCAGAGAAUGUGACUGUGAUGGUGGAGCAACUGAAUUUCCCAAUAGACUUUGUGGUUGUAGAUGUUCCUGAAGACAAAGAGAUCCCAAUCAUUUUAGGGAUGCCAUUCAUUAUCACUGCCAGGAUAGCAUUUGAUGUAGAUACUGGGAUCCUGAAGGUGAGACAAGGUGAAGAUGAGGUACAUUUUACAGUUUUUAGUGAUAAUCAUCACCGACAAAGCAAAGGUAUGGUUUCUUUAAUUAAAAAUGUUGGUUUUGAUUUGGAAAAAUUAUUUGAUGAGCAUGAUCCAUCAUCAUCUUCAAUUGAUGCAUCAAAUCACUUGUCUGAGCUUGAAAAUGCAAAAACUAAACAUUGUGAAAAUAAAAACUGUGAUUUUGAUGGUAAAGAGGAUGUGAAGAAUGGAUUAAGGAAGAAAGGAAGGAUAAGAAAGAAGAAAAAGUUUUCUAAGAUGUGGAAGGUUGUGACUACGUGUCAAAAGUGCUUCAAAGAACUUCUGAAAAAGGAGAAGGAACCAAAGAGGAAGAAGGGAACCAUUCUCUCCUCUUGUCUUUGGUCUCCUUGA
Molecule: messenger RNA, 1401 nt
Organism: Lotus japonicus
Lineage: Eukaryota; Viridiplantae; Streptophyta; Magnoliopsida; Fabales; Fabaceae
Exons: 1
Coding region: 1-1401 (466 amino acids)
Biological process (GO): proteolysis
Molecular function (GO): aspartic-type endopeptidase activity
Source: RefSeq, a predicted model, not a curated record